Somion occarium is the source of this 2939-nucleotide messenger RNA. NCBI's taxonomy places the organism in Eukaryota, Fungi, Basidiomycota, Agaricomycetes, Polyporales, Cerrenaceae. The record is from the annotation of a GenBank genome assembly.
GUGCCAUUGCUCCCGUAGUGACUGCAUAACGGUCCCCACGCCACAGUCUCGACAUUCUUUGUGUCCCAAAAACGGGAUUAUCCACAGUGACCACAAUCACCUUUUUUGGUUAUCGGAAUCAAGCACAAAGUGUGGUUGAGAGAAUUGACUGAAGGCAUAUAAAAGCUUCAUCCUUUUGUAACCCACCCCGAGCACGUACCUGCUUCCUCCACAGAGACAGAACGUCCUAUCACACCCCCGCAGUCUUGUCCGGAGGUUCCAACUGACCCUGACCUGCAAGCGUCGCCCCAUAAGGCCACCAACACAACACUCGGGAAGAGCAAGAACAACUGGCAAUAUCGUAUCAUUGCUCAAGAAGAGAUGGACACGUCUAUCUAUCAAGAGGAUCUCGAUAAGUGGUUCUCCGACUGGUUGCCGGGUAAAGAUGGCGAACGCCUCAGCUUCAAACCGGAGGAUCUCCCUGAAGAAUUCCGCGAGAAGAAAUUUCACUUUGACGAAGUUACGUUCGACGCGAACAGUGGCAUUCCCAGGAUCAAACUUGAAAAGGAUCUCUAUAAAAUCCUGUGUCCUGUGAUACAGAACGUUUUCGACCUUGCCGCUCACAGGUCAACGGGGGAAGCUCCUAGAGAUCUGCUCAGAAUCCGAGACACAAGUCUUUGGGAAGAGGAGAGCGACAAUAAAUUAUGUCCUGAUUUUCUAGUUCACAAGGACUCCGUGUCCCGGCCCUUCGAGCUCGACGAUGCCCGAAAGAAGACCGUUACUCCGAAAUCGCAUAGGAAAUUCGUUGGACGCACCGCUUACUCGUGGAGUUUGCUACCCGGCGAGGCCAAGAUUAAGGAUGACGGCUUCGGUCUAGGUGACGAAUUGAACCUUCCGGACACCGACACUGGUCGUCAAACUCGUGGACAGUUCGCUGAAUAUAUCUCUGAGAUUCUUGCUCGACAACAUCGUCAGUUCACCUUUGCGUUCUAUAUCUACAAGAACUGGGCUCGGUUCUUCAUCGUCGACAGGGUUGCUUCCGUGACUACCCCGGCGUUCGACUAUGUCAAGGACCCCUACACGUUUCUGAAAUUCUUCUAUCGUCUGGCUCAAGCUGACGCCUCGGCACAGGGUUAUGACCCCACUGUUACGCUCGCAUCAUCUACCAGUAUCUCUAUUCUCAAGGAUCAUAUGUCCACCGACCAUGGGGCUAUCCAACCGUUCAUUGACGACGCUAUGAAUGAUGCUUUUGCCCACGAAUCGACCUCUAUCUGGCCUCUCUACGAGGUCCAAGUUCGCGAUGAGGAGUCUACAAAUACUUCGUCCUUUCUUAUUGGAAAGCCUCGGACACCUGCUGCUUCUAUGUUUGGCCGUGCAACGAAGGGCUACAUUGCAUUUGAUCUGGUCAAACAUGACUUCGUCUGGCUGAAAGACGCCUGGCGUCUGGAUUCGCCACAUUAUCACCCCGAGUGGGAAGUCUAUACGAAGCUCAAGAAUGCCGAUGUUCACAAUACUGCCACGAUGCGGUGUGGCGGCGACGUAUACGGGCUUCAGCUACAGCGCACUCUUUCCCAAGGGUCAAUCAGUCAUUCACGGCUCAAAUCCAGGAUCCACAGUCGCAUCGUCAUCAACGAAAUCGGGCUUCCACUGGAAACGUAUGAUACGAGCUCGGACUUGAUAUUCAUCGUCUUAUGUGCCUUCGACGCACACAAAGAGGCCUGGGAGAAGGCCGGAAUACUACACCGGGAUAUUAGCAACGGCAAUGUCUUGAUUUUCUUCAGGGAUGGUGAAUUAUGGGAUCUGUGCAAAUACGCUUCUGAGCUGCAAGAACGCAAAGCAAGUCACAAAAAUAGAUCGGGAACCUGGCAGUUCAUCUGUGCCGUACGCCUUCAGUACCCCAAGAAAUAUUAUGAGCUCGCUGAUGAUAUUGAAUCAUUUGUGCACCUUGUCAACUGGUGCGCCUUACGAUACCACCAACACAACCGUCUAGCGUCCGAUUCCGGAUUCGCUACGUUCAUUCACCGAAUGUUUCUGGAUUGCACAACCUCUUCAGAUGGUCUUCUCUAUGGUUGCGAUGAAAAGUGGGAUGCUAUGAUUAGGGGCGACCCUGGCUUCAAGCUAACAUCCGACGAGAAGUUCCAGAAAAUUAUAAACGAGCUCAUGACUAUUUGCAGCAGCCACUAUCGCACCCUUCCUCUUGAAGAAUUUAAGAAAUUUCGGCCGGUGGACGCCAAGAAAUCGCAAGAACCUACCAGCUCCGGGGCUACUACCACGGAUUCAUCUGCUGUCAAGAAACGGAGAGCUAUGCAUCUCAUCAACCUCUCAUCUUAUGCUUCUGUGAAGGCUGCCUCUGUGCCAAAAGCCUCGACCGUCCACCAAAGCCCUGCAGCGCGUACGCUAGACAGCCAUGCACUCAUCGGCCACGCAUUGCUAAGUGCCGUAGAAGACGAGGACUGGGACUGUAAGCGAAUCCCCGGAGUUGACUACUUCGAACAAAUGCUGGAUGUGAAUCUCACUCUCGGGCGUCGCUGGGUUGCAGGGACCACCCAAUCGUCCACGACUUCUUCUCAGAAACGCAACCGUCCUCCCCGGGUUUCCAGAAGUAUGAAACAGAAGAGGUCCAGACGAUCAUCUACAGGUGGGACCAGCGUGAACGCAUCCACUUCCGAGCUCGCUGCCUUGCCUGAAGAAGAAGAGGAGGCGGAGGAGCCUGAGGUAGACGAGGAUGCUGAUACCCGGAACGUCGUCAGUCUGCAGCCUUCUGAGAACGCUGAAGCUGGCGAUUCAAAUCUGGAAGAUGAAGAUGAAGCGGAAAUCACUGCUAAGUUGCAUAAUGUCACGGAUUGAGAUAUCGGAUUGGCGUUACAUAGUCAGUAGUACAUCAUACGUGCGAUUCGCUAUGAAUGUCGUCGAGACGUGACCCGUGAAUAUUUAAUAUGCAGUACAUGCCGUUAUCUUUG